AUGAAACUUGCAAUUUCCUUUUUAUUCCUUUUAACAUUUUUGAAGUUUUCCUUAUCAUUUGAAUCAAGUGAUCCUUUGUCAAAAGAAAAUAAAAUUACUGUAAAUAAAUAUAUUAAAAAAGAUAAGGAUGAUGAACAUUCGAAAAUUCAGAUCUUGGAAGAUAUUGAAAAAAUUACGGAAGAUUUCAGUAAUGAUAUAAACACUACCAAAGUUAUUGUAAAAAAUUUAUUUCUCGACAUAGAGGCAUCAUUCGAAGAUGUAUCCGAUGAUAUUGCAAAAAGUGUGUCAAAAUACAGCUAUUCUGUGGAAGAAAAAUUGAACAAAAUAGAAGGACUUGUGAGGGAGUUUAUCGAAAACAACAAAGGCAUCAUGUUCAAUUCUUCAGAAUCAAAAGAGAAAGUCGAAAAAGAGAAAAUUAAAAAGGUAUUCAAUUUAAUUUUAAGUAAAUUAAAAAAGUUGAUUCAUUUGAGUACUAUGAUUAACUAUCAUACACUUUUAAAAUUUGGAAACUCCGACGUAAAAAAAGAAACAUUAGAGGCUGUAAAAAAUGAUGAUAACAUAUCGGAUGAACUAAAAAAGGAGCUCAUAAAAUAUGAAGGUAAGGAAAAUCAAGAUAUAAAAGCAACUGAAUUGAUUAAUUUUAUAUCCCCUCUUUAUGAUAAUUUUACAAAUAAGCUAAACAUGUUAAUUAAUGAACUACCCACGGACUUAAAUCAAAUAUUGAAGUAA
Messenger RNA from Plasmodium malariae, 729 nucleotides. RefSeq names its product sporozoite protein essential for cell traversal, putative (gene SPECT1). The transcript has 5 exons. The coding region runs from base 1 to 729 and encodes 242 amino acids. The record is from RefSeq and is a predicted model, not a curated record. NCBI's taxonomy places the organism in Eukaryota, Apicomplexa, Aconoidasida, Haemosporida, Plasmodiidae.